This is a messenger RNA of Rana temporaria (common frog), 1913 nucleotides long. It is a transcript of the gene STARD3NL, whose product is annotated as STARD3 N-terminal like. Bases 487 to 1176 code for a protein of 229 amino acids. The record is from RefSeq and is a predicted model, not a curated record. NCBI's taxonomy places the organism in Eukaryota, Metazoa, Chordata, Amphibia, Anura, Ranidae. The transcript is spliced from 11 exons.
GAAGGCACGUCUAGAAGGAGGCGGAGGAUGCCAGGCACAUGUCAUAGCCGGAUUCCAGGCAGCUCUCCCACCCUGCACUGUGUUGUCUUCUAGCAGAAGGAGGGAGUUCAGGCCGCCCGGACACAGCGGUGCUCAGGAGGCUGUCACACGUCUGCAGGACACAGUUCAGUUGGAUGAUACAACCUUUAUCUACAACACAAUCACAAGGGGAAAGUGAAGUGUCUGGAGCCUGGCCAAGCAGCAUGUGAUCUAUAAAAAAAUACUGUUGUUUCCACAAGUUAUGGAGAGUCGCACAGGGAAGUGAGAGGAAUUGUUCUGGCUGACACACAGUUGUACAAUGUGGUGGUCUCAGAGGGGGACAUCGAUGGUUCCAAGAAACUAUUAUAUUAGCACCUGAACGACCACAACAUACAGGGAUAUACAAGAGAUGUAGAUCCAUUUAAGUGAUGAGAAGAGAGGGAAGUUGUCAUUCUUAUCACACUCAAGAUGAACCUGCAGACAGGUGACACCGACCACUUUGGUUCUCGCGGCUCGUUGCAUGACGCCCAUUCCAUUACCAGUGCUGAGUUUGUGGCCAGGCUUGAAUCUUAUGAGAGCUCAGGGAAGAAAAGUAUAUCUGAUGUCAGAAGAACCUUCUGCCUCUUUGCCACGUUUGAUGUCUUGUUUGUCACUUUGCUGUGGAUCAUAGAACUAAAUGCAAAUCCUAAUCUUAUUGAGGCCUUGAAGAAAGAAGUUUUACAAUAUGACUACUACUUUUCAUUUUUUGACAUAUUUUUGCUAUCAUUCUAUCGGUUCAUUGUGCUUAUUGCGGCAUAUGCAAUUUUCAAACUACGCCACUGGUGGGCAGUAGCAUUCACAACCGCAACAACUUGUGCCUUCUUGAUAGCAAAAGUAAUUUUAUCUAAGUUAUUUUAUCAAGGUGCUUUUGGAUAUGUACUUCCUAUCGUGUCCUUUAUCUUGGCCUGGAUAGAAGCAUGGUUUCUGGAUUUUAAAGUUUUACCCCAAGAAGCAGAAAUGGAAAACCGACGUUUAAUGAUACAAAGUGUUCGUGAACAAGCUCCUCUUUUGCAACCUGGACCAAUAUCAGAUGGACAAUUCUAUUCACCCCCUGAAUCUCCUGCAGAAUCUGAUGAGGAAGCUGAUGAGAAACAAGACAGUGAAAAGCUUUUGGUGUAAGAUUAUCAAGGAAUAUGUUCUUAUUGCACGAAUGAAAUUGGUAAGAGGCAACAGCGAUGAAUCUUCAUCAGCUCAUCUAGCAGAGCGCGAUAUGCAGAUGAAUAAAAAUGAGAUGUAGUCAUGCAGCUGAUUACACUUCACAGAUGCUGCUGUUCUGAAAGGCAAAAUGGCUGCUAAGCUUGACGCCUUGAACACUGAAGUCAACAUGGGCUGCAGGUAGCCAUCUUCAUCAAUGACAACUUUGCUGCAUACUUUGAUUAUUGGCACUGUAAUGACUCUUGCUGCUUUGUGCUGUCACUGUUGUCCUGGAGGAGAUAGUUCACUGGAACCGAAGAUCGAUCUCUAUGCUGGUAUCUACUGUCUGAUAUUCCUGUGCCUUUGUGUUUAUUAUAAUGCUGGCUCCCAUGCCAACCUAAAAACAGAUUGUUUUGUGACAUGCAGCUAUGGAAUGGUGAUUUUUAUACUACUUUGUCUAUAUGUUUACUGCUUGUGAAGCUCAGUUAAGAUUGGCAUAAUGUGAAUAUUUGGUAGGUAUAGUGUCUGCUGCGCUUGGACAUUAUCAAAUGUGAUUCGCAGAGUUUUUAAAAGUGCAGUGUCCACAAGGGCCUUCCCACUAGCUAAAGAAUAGCUUGCAUUAGUACUUCCUUCAGUAAACCUCCCUUUACCUAGCUGCUGUAUUUAUGACAUACUUAUUCAUGUGUUCCUCAAACCUAUUUACAUUUUCUAAGUUCUUUUGA